UAAAAAAAUGUUAGGGUAGUGGGUUGAAGUGGGGUUUAAGUUCCUCUUCUUCUACCCCACUCAUACCUUUCCCCUUGUUCCAACUUCCAAACCGAAACCUCAAGGAUCAAGCAGAAUGAGUCGACAUCCUAUUUUAAAGUGGGCCCAGAGGGACGAUUUGGUUUAUAUAACAAUUGAUCUGCCGGAUGCUAAGGAUGUGAAGCUGAAACUGGAGCCAGAGGGAAAGUUUCACUUCUCGGCGACAAGUGGCGCUGAUAAUAUACCUUAUGAAAUAGAUAUCAACCUUUAUGACAAGGUAGAUGUCAAUGAGAGCAAGGCUAGUGUCGGGUCAAGAAAUAUUUUGUACCUUGUAAAGAAGAAAGAGAGUAAAUGGUGGAACCGACUUGUAAAGGAAGAGGGAAGAACCCCGGUGUUCAUCAAGGUUGACUGGAACAAGUGGGUGGAUGAAGAUGAACAGGAUGAAAAGGCAGCUGGGCCUGACAUGGAAUAUGAUGACGUUAAUUUCUCGAGUCUCAACAUUGGUGGUGGCGGAGAAGAAGAUUAUGAAGAUGAUGAUGAGAGUGAUAGCGAAGAAGAAACAGAAAGUAUCACGGAGGAGCAAACUGUUAGCAGUGAACCGGGUGCCAGCAGCAGUCAAGUUGAGGUUAAAUGUUAAACUGUAGUAGAUGUGUGACUUGGCUAGCUUUUUUUGUUUGCCUUUGAUACCUGGGUUAUUUUUGGGGUCAAAUAACAAGAGAGAUUGUUGGUUUGUCUGACCCUUUGAUUUUUGAGGACUGAUAUUUUUGUAGAAAUACAAACAUUGGUACUCGAUAGCAUAACGAGACUGUUUUGCAAAUCCGGUUCGGAUAA
This is a messenger RNA of Helianthus annuus (common sunflower), 849 nucleotides long. RefSeq names its product co-chaperone protein p23-1. Gene Ontology annotation, molecular function: protein-folding chaperone binding; Hsp90 protein binding. Gene Ontology annotation, cellular component: nucleus; cytosol. Bases 116 to 655 code for a protein of 179 amino acids. Gene Ontology annotation, biological process: chaperone-mediated protein complex assembly; protein folding. The transcript is spliced from 6 exons. NCBI's taxonomy places the organism in Eukaryota, Viridiplantae, Streptophyta, Magnoliopsida, Asterales, Asteraceae. The record is from RefSeq and is a predicted model, not a curated record.